Messenger RNA from Aedes albopictus (Asian tiger mosquito), 968 nucleotides. RefSeq lists its product as uncharacterized. The record is from RefSeq and is a predicted model, not a curated record. Gene Ontology annotation, cellular component: centriole; non-motile cilium. NCBI's taxonomy places the organism in Eukaryota, Metazoa, Arthropoda, Insecta, Diptera, Culicidae. The transcript is spliced from 4 exons. Bases 169 to 813 code for a protein of 214 amino acids. Gene Ontology annotation, biological process: cilium assembly.
ACAACCGUUGCGGGAGGACUUUACAACCGUUGCGGGAGGAGAAAGCGAAAUUCCACAAAACAAACAACCAAACUCGAAUUAUAGUCCCAGAGAGGCAAUUUUAAUUUUUGUGCUUGGACAACAACUAGUUUCAGUAAUUACUUUCUUAUCGAUUCAACAACUAGAAUAAUGUCCAUUCCGCUGGACGCUCGUGAAAUAUUAAGCCAUUUGAACCAGCUCGGCUAUCGGCACAUCACUCCGGAGCAGUUGAAAGAAUUUCAGAAAGAUUUACGGAAGUUGAUCAAGUUCGAUACCCGGAUAAGUGGUGGCGGUUGCGGCGCCACCGUGGACCAGGAAGCACUGGCACAAGCCGCUCAACAGAUGAACACAUUCCAACGGUUGCAUACACUCACGACCAUCAGUUAUAAUGCGAAAGUCGCCCGGAAGGGAUCCUCCCAUGUGACGGCCCAAUCAACGACGGCGGCGGCGGAAUCAAAGAGGGACGACCAUCACAGACCAGAGGUUGUGACACCGGUCGAACAGCACCACGAUGGAAAAGAGAACCAGAUGACGACGGCGGUGGUGGGUGGAGGAAAGUCCAAGUCCAAGAAACUGAAAGCGGACAAGGAUAAUCCCGCUGCCAAUAAGAUGUGGAUUCGACCGAGGAGUACCAGUGCCAACAGCUUCCGCAAGAAUGACCCAGUUUCGUUGUACCACGCCUACCAAAAGGAGUGGACUCGAUUCAAGAACCAACUUCCAGGAGAAAACGACCAUUCCGAUCUUCGGUGGCAGAUUCGAACCAAGUUGCUGGCCGAUAGAAAGUCUGCACAUUGAUGAUUAUACUCGUAAGUGGUAAGUUUAACGAAUGCAAAGUUCCGUCCUUUGAACUACGACAUUGAUUCUAAUCGGCUUAUAUUUAGUUAUAAAACAGACAUUAAGACUGACAUUUCGAAUUAAAAAAAAUAAACCGAUCGUAUUCCAUCAAUCUA